AAACAGGCAUUCAAACUAGCCUCUCUUUUCUCUUGAAACGAGCUUCCCAGUGAGCAGAAUAUGCACUUUGCACAGCCAAUAGAUGAAUUGAGAAAACAUCUCAGUGGCACCAAGUGCUGCUGCUGACUUGGAAUCCGAUCCAUUUCAGGGGACUUCUGCAAACCUUCUGCCUUCCUGAUUAGCCAUCAAAUAAGCGAAGUUUCCUCUCUUUUUCUUGCACCCAAGUACACAAGAGGGCCUUCUAUCUCUAUCCGAGCCUCUAGGCCAAAAUCUAGUCAUGAACAAUCCUAAGGUCUACUUGGUCGUCUUUUUCAUUAGAGCGAUGUAUGCGGGCUUACAUAUUACCUCCAAGGCUGCUCUCAAUGGAGGCAUGAGCGCCUACGUGUUUGUGCUCUAUAGACUAGUGCUUGCCACUCUAUUCAUGGCACCCUUUGCAUUUGCACUUGAAAGGAAAGCUGCUCCACCUCUGCCAUUUAAACUCUGCUUCAAAAUAUUCCUACUUUCUUUAUUUGGGGUCACUGCCACCAUGAUCAUAUAUGCUGUAGCUCUUGAUUACACUUCGGCAACCUUGUCAUCUGCAAUCAUGAAUUCCAUUCCAGUGGUAACCUUUAUUGUGGCUGUAACAUUUGGCCAGGAGACUAUCAAGUUAAAGAGGCUCUCCGGGAUGAUGAAAGUUUCUGGGGUGCUGCUUUGCCUGGCUGGUAUUUUGGAGAUGGCCUUCUACAAAGGACCUCACUUCAAACCUUUGAAUCAUCAUCACCUCCUUGGCCAUGGAAACCGAGAAACCAAUCAUCCUCCCACCAAUUCGACUAAAACUUGGGUAUUGGGAACCUUUCUCAUGACCAUUUCCAACACAACAUGGUCUCUGUGGAUGGUGCUACAGGAACCUUUGUUGAAGGAGUACCCCUCCAAGCUUACAUUCACCACUCUCCAGUGUCUGUUUAGCGCCUUUCAGUCAUUCUUCAUUGCUCUAGCAUUGGAAAGAGAUUUUUCUCGGUGGAAGUUGGGUUUGGACGCCGGCCUCGUCUCUGUCAUCUAUUGUGGAAUCAUUGUCACAGGAGUUGCAUUUUACUUGCAGUCUUGGGUCAUUGAGAAGAGAGGCCCCGUUUUCUUGGCCAUGUCCACUCCACUAACUCUAAUUAUCACAAUCAUGGGCUCAUAUUUUCUCCAGGGAGAAUUGGUUAAUUUGGGAAGUGUUUUGGGUGGACUUCUUAUGGUUGGAGGCCUUUAUAGUGUUCUUUGGGGACAGAGAAGAGAACAAAUAGAUCACAAUACACCAACUGAAGUUGAAAGAAAAGCUUCCUUGGACGUGAAAGAAAAUGGCAUAACACAAGUCUGAAUAAAUUCAGCAAUUCUUAGUUCAAAUUAAAUGAGGUCUCUCAAGAGUUGUAAGUUGUAAGCUGGAUUUGAAUAAUUAUUGUUUAG
Phoenix dactylifera (date palm) is the source of this 1425-nucleotide messenger RNA. RefSeq names its product WAT1-related protein At5g64700. Gene Ontology annotation, molecular function: transmembrane transporter activity. The record is from RefSeq and is a predicted model, not a curated record. Lineage: Eukaryota; Viridiplantae; Streptophyta; Magnoliopsida; Arecales; Arecaceae. Gene Ontology annotation, cellular component: membrane.